Messenger RNA from Emiliania huxleyi CCMP1516, 951 nucleotides. RefSeq lists its product as hypothetical. NCBI's taxonomy places the organism in Eukaryota, Haptophyta, Isochrysidales, Noelaerhabdaceae. The record is from RefSeq and is a predicted model, not a curated record. The transcript has a single exon. The coding region runs from base 43 to 735 and encodes 230 amino acids.
CGCCAAAACCACUAAAGGGCGACCCUUGCGCCUUGGUCAUUCAUGAGCCUCGCUGUCGCCUCACUCACCGCCCUCGCUUCUGGGUGCUUCUCAAACAGCGCCCAAUUCGAGCGGUGGAGCCACUUCAAGGACUACGGCCUUCCGGGCGUCAAGCACGACCCGCUCAACCAGGCUGCGAUCGCAGACGGCUCCUGCCGCCUCGUUGAGCCUCCACUCGAGCUAGACGGCGACUCGUUUUGGACGCAGCGUGCACGCGUGAGCGCCGUGCUCGCCGCCCUCGCCGAAGCUCCGCCCACUGACAAGCCGUCUCAUUUUGUGCGUGCCACUAAUGCGCUACUCCGGAGGCCUUGCAGUACGCCAUUUCCUGCACUCCCGGCAAACUUCACGCUCGGAGAGCGCAAGGCCGCACUCCAGAACUGGUACCACGCUCUGUGCGCGCCGGAGGCCGACUCUAGCUGGGCCGGCCAGUACGAUCCCGCCGAGCAGCCGCAGCAGGCGGCGUUGACGGCUGGCUUCGCCUGCAUCGUGGCGUGCGGCGCUAGCGGUGGCAAACUCGGCGGAAAGGCGAUGAGCAGCCUCACUACGGGCGCGCAGGCGGCCCGCAAAGCGCUGUGCGCCGCGCUGCCCUGGGGCACCGUCGACUUCUCGACGGCGGCGACCGAAGCGGAGUUGGGCCGGAUGGCGUCGCCUGUGCUGAGCAAGCCAUGCGGUUGCGCACUCACGGGAGAGCUCUGAGUUUGAUCCGUUUUUGUGUACAAAUGUACAGUGAACACUGCACCCUCGGGCUCUCAGUGUCAGAACACACGAAGUAAAGAAGCUAGAAGGAAUGCCGAGAUCACAAGUCACACACAGUGUGUGAGUACCGUAAUGUCGUCCGUUUGUUUCCACCCCCCACAAUUUGAGGGCACAAUAAAUAUUUGUGAACGCGCGCGUGGCCGCUUGAGAGACUGC